Pyricularia pennisetigena is the source of this 918-nucleotide messenger RNA. RefSeq lists its product as uncharacterized. The record is from RefSeq and is a predicted model, not a curated record. The coding region runs from base 1 to 918 and encodes 305 amino acids. Gene Ontology annotation, biological process: lipid metabolic process. The transcript is spliced from 3 exons. NCBI's taxonomy places the organism in Eukaryota, Fungi, Ascomycota, Sordariomycetes, Magnaporthales, Pyriculariaceae.
AUGAAGGCCUCGUUCGUGUCCUCCAUCCUCGCGCUCCCGCUCCUCGCGGCCGCGGCUCCCAAGCCCGAGGUCGCCGCCGAGCUGUCGAGCCGCGCCGUGGGGGUGACGCAGCAGGAGCUCAACGGCUUCAUGUACGUGCGCCAGCUCGCGUCGGCCGCCUACUGCAACGCCAAGGACAGCCUGGUCGGGCAAAAGGUCACCUGCAGCAACAACGCCUGUCCGGACAUUGGGGCCGGUAACGUGGUCAACUAUGCCCAUCUUUACACCGACAUCGGCGUCAAGGCCGACGGCGCUGUCUUCAUUGACCACAGCAGAGCCGGCAUCAUCAUGUCCUUCAUGGGCUCCAAGUCGUGGCAGUCGUAUUUUGUCGACCUCGACUUCACGGGCGCGGAAGCCUCCGAGAUCUGCGCGGGCUGCAAGGUCCACUACGGCAUCAAGAGCACCUACUCGAUCGUCGAGAGCCAGCUGAUGACGGCGCUGGCGUCGGCGCGCGCGCAGUGGCCGUCGUACCAGCUCGUGGCGACCGGCCACUCGAUGGGGGCGGGCGUGGCGACCGUGGCGGCGGCGCGGCUCCGGAACCGGCUCAACGUCGACAUACACCUCUACACGUUUGGCAGCCCGCGCGUCGGCAACGAGGCCUUUGCCACCUUUGUCACGAACCAGAACCGGGGCCGCAACUACCGCGUCACCCACUACGACGACAUCGUCGCCGCCCUGCCGCCCGCCUGGGCCGACUUUGCCCACGUCAGCCCCGAGUACUGGCUGCGCAGGAAGGACGCGAGCGACUUCAACUACCCGCUCAGCGAGGUCGUCGUCUGCGAGGGCGUCAACCCCAGCGGCUGCAGGAGCUCAAAGGGCACCACCAUCAGCGCCACCGCCCACGGCGAGUACUUUGGAAAAAUGAGCGCCUGCUACUGA